GCUGAAUUGUUAUUCACAAAUCAAUUCGAACCCCUUGAGGUUGCGAAUAUGAUAUACGAUAAAAAACGUCGUGACUUUGCAUACGUACGAUGCGCAGUCUAUGAUGUAUUAUCUAGUGGCGCGUAUAAAAAAACUGCAACCACAUAUAUACAAUUCAAGGGUGCGAAGGUGACUCGUCAGAUUGAGGUACCCAUAGACAGUACGUGCCCAAUAACGUGUAUUUACAACAAAGAUCAUUUAGGUACUGAGCGAUUGUCUCAGCGAAAGCUAGAAGAUUUUACAAGUCAUCCCGAAUCCUUCAGUUCGGCAGAAGAAUUCUAUCGCUUAUGGCGCGAGCAUAGAGGCCAUGAAAAUAGAAAAGGCUUAGCCGUGUUAGAUACAGUGCCACUGCGUCUGGCAAAGAUUACUGGUAGUGUGUCAAACGCAAGGAAUCUGAGGGCGAGAAGUAGCGACAAGAAGGAAUGGAAAUUGAGUGAUAGUAUAAGCAUUACUAGUUUACGGCACGCUGCUUCUAAGCUAUCUCUUGGAAGCAUUUCCAUACGAAAUUUACACGGCAGCAAAUCUGAAAGUAAUGUUUUGGACGGUCAAGUUUCCCCACGUACUAUGGUCUCACCUCACUCAAAUGAUGAUGAAAGCGUAGGACCGGAGGCGCUGAAAUUGUCUCCUGGAAGUUCUAGAUCUGAUCUGUCUAGUAGUGAAAGCGGCAGGGACUCGGGAUACAGCUCGUCGUCCCAGUCAUUUGUCUCAGAUUCACAUACUUCUUCUGGACCAAGGCACGGCCAGAAUGAUAUGGGCAUGAACUUUCUCAAUCCAAUGCUGUGGGUGUACCACCAGCCAGUCAGUGAAGAGUACAACUAUGGUAGUAUACAAAGCUUAAUUUACGGGAAGAGCCAUCAGUCAAAGCAGCAUACAUUCUUGGCAAAACCUGCACUCCGCCAUUAUAGCACUGCACCUGAUUUGCUAAACAACCCAUCUUCGACCGCAACUGUUCUUCAUCCCACUUUCUCGCACAAACCGUCCUUGAAGACCAUUCCUUCGUUCGAGAUAGAAGAUACAGACAUGUACGAAAACCUCAGCGCGUUCCAAGAUAUGCUGACGAUGCAAGAACUACACAAGAUACAAACGGCGUGAUAAACUAUUGGGAGAAAUACAUGUAAUAUUUAUAAGCGACAGGCGACGUUUUGAAAAGAGAGCUCGAGUGGGCAUCGAUCGGGGAAAUGCCUUUGAUACCGAAAUGAGGCUGGAUGACCUUGGAACCUCUAAGACUCGAGCUCGUAAUACACAGGCGUAUAAUACAGUGAGAGCGUUUUAUUAUACACAGGCGUAUAAUAUAGUAAGAGCGGUUGAUUCACGAACCGUCGGUCAUAAAAGGCUAUACAACCCUACACUUGCGAAGUUUUUUCAAGUUUCUGAUAAAAUAUACCGAGCAUUUAUAGUCCCUGCUAUGCUUUUGACACGCGUGCCUCGUGUGGACAAAUGUGGAGGCAGGCCUUUAGCAGUGUGUUUUGUUCAUUCAGGGUUAGAUAAAAAUUCACAGCGAUAGCUAACAGGGCCACUAACAGUACAAGGAGCUGUAGAACGGAUAGAGAAACCCGUCGAUUAUACCACAGUGGCUUCCUCACUGAUGUGUCCUGGAGUAAUAUGACCGAGGCGCCCAAGCCUGUGUGCGAAAAAGAGCAGAGAUUCAAGUGCCCUAAAAGACAUCUAUAUCUGUUUGUCAGAUGGGCAGGUCUAAGAGUGUCUUUUGAGCCUUAAUCGCAGCGGAUCCGUUUAAUUUACUACGACGCUGUGUUUUUGUGUUAAUAUUCGCAUAAAUAUAUGUUAGCUAUCGCAGCUUGCAGAACAAACCCAUGGAAUCGGCGCUUACAUUCGCCGAAUGGUCUGAUUCUUCAAUACAACAAUGGUAUACGAUAAGCAGCGGCUAUAAAAGGGUUGAUUGUUAUCCAG
Molecule: messenger RNA, 1947 nt
Organism: Sphaeroforma arctica JP610
Lineage: Eukaryota; Ichthyosporea; Ichthyophonida
Exons: 1
Coding region: 49-1131 (360 amino acids)
Source: RefSeq, a predicted model, not a curated record